GCAGUCACACUAAAACACCGGACGGGCUUUUACUGCAGAUCUAAACAGGAAACACACCCAUACACAUCUGUGGACAUACCUCAGGAGCCCGAGUGUUGAGGCGGGAGACACUAGCGGACAAAAGAUGGCAAACAUCUCACGGUAUCUCGUCAAUCACCUGUUGACAUUUUCACUCCAGGGUGGGGAGGUGAAGAGCGUGGAGGAGGCCCAGUCACGUCUCUCCUUGCUGGCUCAGGCCAAUAAACUGUGGAGCCAACAGAUGAUCGUGGAAGUGGGACCAGAGGCCAUUUUACUGCGAGACGUACAGAGCCAGGACGAGCUGGAGAGAUACUCUGUCACAUCCGUGUAUCGCUGCGAAGCCAUUCACACAGAAAAACGCUUCCCGUCCCUCCUCCUGCUCGUCUGCCGGAGUGAAGAUCAGAAGAAACCAGACAUUCACUUCUUCAACUGUGAGACUGUGAGCGCUGAACACAUUUGCAAUGACAUCACAGGCGUGGUUUCCGGCUCCUCCUCCAACAGGGGCAGGCAGCUCCCCGCCGCCCUCAGGCUUCCCCAGAGUGCAGGAGGGAUGAUCGACCCCUACGAAAUCCCAAACCCCCCUAUCCCACACGCUCCCAACCCCCCACCGGCCAACCCUCCACCUUACCCAGGACCCAGAGUGAACGGUGUGAACAGCGGGCCCGACACCUCCUUCCUGCGAGCGGAGAGGGAAGUGGGGAUCCUCAAUCACUGUUUCGACGACAUCGAGAACUUCAUGGCCAAGCUGCAGCAGGCAGCCGAGGCGGCCACGGUGCUGAACCAGAGGAAGAAGAAGAAGAAGAAAAGCAAAAAGCAAAAUGCUGAAGAAGAUCUACUCACUGCAAAGGCUCGCCCUCCACCAGAGGAGGAAUUCAUUGAUAUCUUCCAGAAAUUCAAAUAUUGCUUCAGCCUACUGGCCCGUCUGAAGUCAGCUAUCUCCAACCCUUCCUCAGCAGAACUUGUGCACCAUGUAUUCAAACCUCUGGAUAUGAUGGUGAAAACGACGGGUGGGCCGGCCUUGGCAGCCUCGGUGGCGAGCCCUGCCAUGACCAGCUCUGCCAUCUACCUGCUGCAAGGCACCCUCAGCGAGGAGGAGAGGCAGCUGUGGACCUCCCUGGGCCCCAACUGGACGCUCCCUCGCUCUCAGCUCAGAGGGCCCGUCGCACCGUACACACCAGUGUUCUCAGACGGCUGGAAGCCAGAAGCCUCGAGGCCAGACGGGCAGGUUUGGGAGGAUCCGGUCGAGUCACAGCACAAACAUGAAGCCCUCCGAGAAAAACAGGAGCAGCAACAGCAGCAGCAGCAGCAGCAGCCGCCACCUCAGCUUGUCAGACCUCCUGUCCCUCAUAUCAGUGAUGAAAUAGACAGCAGCGCACCUCUACCAGAGAGACUCUACAGCUGCAGUUACGACUUUGUGGCCAGGAAUAACAGUGAGCUGUCAGUGCUGCAGGGAGAUACACUUGAGGUGAUUGAAUCGUCCAAGCGCUGGUGGAAGUGUCGUAAUCGGUUCAACGAGGUUGGCUUUGUUCCCUUUAACAUCCUGGAGCCUGUGGCUCACAUAGACAGCCCGGUCAACACCAAGCCUCCCAAGGCUCCAGCCCCACCUCCCCUGACUUCCUCUGUGGUCCCUCCCAGCCCUCCCACUCCACCACAGGCCCCGUCGCCCCAGCGUCCACGCAGCUUGCCGCCUUACAGCCAACAUAUACCAGCCGCAGAGGACACAGACAGAGUCAUGCAGGUGAAUGACGAGCUGCUCCAGAGGCUGACCAAUGGAAAGGCGGGUCUGAACAAACCGCUGGUCAUCCCUCGUUCCUCGGACACGUCUGUUCCCCUGGACUACGACUCGCCUCCGGACGAGGUGGCCGAGUGGCUCAGAGGGAAGGGCUUCAGCGAACCCACGGUGUCGUGUCUGGGCGUGCUGACAGGUGCCCAGCUCUUCUCCCUCAACAAGGAGGAGCUCCGUGCUGUGAUUCCUGAGGAGGGCGCCAGAGUGUACAGCCAGCUCACUGUGCAGAAAGCACUGCUGGAGGAUGCCCGAAAAGCCACAGAAUUGGAGGCAGUAAUGGAGAAACAGAAAAUGAAGGUUGAUCUGAAACUGGAGAGCAGCACAUUAUGAAAUCCAGGAGUCUACAUCAUGGAUUUCAUACAAACUAUUUCUUAUUCUGGAAUCCCCAAAUAUUCCAGUAUAAAAGAUAUUGGAUUGGAUUUUUUUUUUUUUUGCCCCAGAGGACUCUAUCUGCCCCUGAGGGCCUUGACCAUGAAAUCAGAUGAUCCUGUGCGUCAUUUCUGACGUUAAUCUAAAAUCCAAAGUGUUUAGCCUCGCAUCUGGAAUCAAAUUCUUUUUGACACAGUAACAGUGCAAAUUAAAAAUGACUUUAAUUUUGAAAGACCUAAUGUGUGUUGUACACAAUGUUGACAUGUAUUCCUUCUGCCUGAUAGUGACGACUAACUUAAAUGAAUGUAUUUAUCUUUUGUUUGUAUAAUACAAGUCUUAUUAUUCUAGCUAGCCUAUGAUUUCUCACCAGCUCUUGUGCAUCUUACCCUUACAAGAAAGGGCCAAUA
Myripristis murdjan (pinecone soldierfish) is the source of this 2580-nucleotide messenger RNA. Its product is annotated as epidermal growth factor receptor kinase substrate 8-like protein 1. Gene Ontology annotation, molecular function: actin binding. Gene Ontology annotation, biological process: positive regulation of ruffle assembly; regulation of Rho protein signal transduction; Rho protein signal transduction. The record is from RefSeq and is a predicted model, not a curated record. The coding region runs from base 125 to 2134 and encodes 669 amino acids. Lineage: Eukaryota; Metazoa; Chordata; Actinopteri; Holocentriformes; Holocentridae. The transcript is spliced from 20 exons. Gene Ontology annotation, cellular component: ruffle membrane; plasma membrane; vesicle.